GUGUUUACAGCUAGCUCGGCUAAAGGCGGUUGGUCGCCUUUUGUUGACGUUGUACUUUUGACAUUGGCAUGGAGCGUGAUAGAAGGGUAACGUUAGCAAGAUAGAUGUUUUAAUCCUAAACCUAGGCUUUCUCUAUUUCAUUGUGGCGGAAUAUUCGCUGUAGUUAUGUCUCUCUCCCAGCUUUCAAGAUCCCUGACUGGACUCUUCGUAAAGACAUCGUCUGUAACUCACCAGAGGACUUUUAGUGUAACUGCUGUUGCAGCAGCUGUUAUGAAAAUGACCAGAGUGCGCGUGGUGGACAACAGCCCUCUUGGAACUACACCAUAUCACCGUGCACCAAGAGUGAUCCACGUCUAUACCAAGAAUGGCAUUGGAAAAGUUGGCGACAGAGUGUUGCUUGCCAUCAAAGGACAGAAGAAGAAGGCGCUGAUCGUCGGGCACAAAAUGCCUGGAGAUCGGAUGACUCCACGCUUUGAUUCAAACAAUGUUGUUCUGAUCGAGGACAAUGGGAACCCUACAGGAACAAGGAUUAAGGUCCCUAUACCCACGCAUCUGCGCAAAAUGGAUGGAGACUACUCUAAAGUCCUAGCGAUUGCUAGCUCGUUUGUUUAAUGGCAGCAUCAUUCACACUGUACAUUUCACAUCUGAGGGGGUCAUUACAUCUUUUGUGUAUGUUCUUGUCUUUAAUAAACUUUAAAAGGAGUGCACACCCUUUUGCUAUUCAGUA
Acanthopagrus latus (yellowfin seabream) is the source of this 727-nucleotide messenger RNA. It is a transcript of the gene mrpl14, whose product is annotated as mitochondrial ribosomal protein L14. Gene Ontology annotation, molecular function: structural constituent of ribosome. Gene Ontology annotation, cellular component: mitochondrion; ribosome. The transcript has 3 exons. Gene Ontology annotation, biological process: translation. The record is from RefSeq and is a predicted model, not a curated record. Lineage: Eukaryota; Metazoa; Chordata; Actinopteri; Spariformes; Sparidae. Bases 166 to 612 code for a protein of 148 amino acids.